AUGGGGGCGGAAGUCAUGUAUACAAGAGUCGACGACAUAUCAGAGAGCAGAGAGGCUCUACAAUUACCUCUCGCCUCACCAAAGCAACGACUAACCAGACGCUCUAUGUUCGGACUCCAAAUAUUCCUUUUCAUCGGUGCCGUCACAUUUUUCGUCAUGCUGUACAAAUCUUUUGCUUUUGGUGCCGUGGUUGGUUGUGUUGGUGGUGCUGUUGCUUCUUCUGCUUCGAAGUCAUCUUCCAACAACCACGACAUCCCCCAGUAUUUCCAAACCAAGCCGGAGCUCUUUGCUGGUCCAACUCCGACUGGUACCGCUCCGUUCUUAGCACAAAUUAAUCCUGCUCCUUUCGCAGGUGCAUCUUACAUCCCAAACCAACCUCUAGAGACCCAGGUCCCCAUCGCUGGUAGCAAUGGCUCAAACAUAUUCCGAAAUAUGGGCCAAUUGUCACCUUACUUUCCCAACCCAAAAGGCUUUGGCGUGGAUGAAUACUCAUUACCACCUGGUGCCGAGAUCGUCCAACUGAACAUGCUAUCCCGUCACGGAUCAAGAUAUCCCACUACUGGCAGUGGAGCUCAUCGAUUCGGUGAAAAGCACCAGAACAUGACAGAUGCAAAGUUCACCGGUGAACUUUUAUUUCUCAAUGACUGGAGUUAUCAACUAGGCGCAGAAAUCUUGGUUCCUAUUGGCAAGCAAGAGUUGUUCAAUUCUGGCACUUUGCACUACUAUCAAUAUGGUCAUCUUUAUCCUAACAAUGGAUCCAAGAUUAUCGCUAGAAGUACGACGCAGGAUCGCAUGACCAAGUCUGCAGAGUACUUCUUAGCCGGAUUCUUUGGCUUGGAGUGGACCAGUAAUGCAACCUUGGUCCUUGCUAUCGAGGAACCGAACGGUGUAUGGAACAAUUCGCUCGCUGGGUACUACAACUGCGCCAACAGCAACAACUUCCGCAGCGCAGGGGGCAACAACGCCACAGUAGAAUGGUACACCAAAUACCUCGCCGACGCAACCAUCCGCCUGCGAGGCCUCGCAUCAGGUUUCGACUGGACGGUAGAAGACUCUUACAACGCCCAAUCCCUCUGCGCCUACGAGACUGUCGCUUUCGGCUUUUCACCUUUCUGCUCCCUGUUCACCUACACCGAAUGGCAGGGAUAUGAGUACAGCAUCGACAUCCAAUUCGCAGGCGGCAAUGGCUUCCAAUCGCCCACUGGCCGCGCCAUUGGAAUUGGCUACGUUCAGGAAAUUCUUGCUAGGUUGCAACAUCAUACCAUAAACGCUCCUGAAGCGCAGGUGAAUGUGACGUUGGAUAACAACACUGUGACGUUUCCGCUGGAUCAGAGUCUCAAUUUUGAUUUCAGCCAUGAUACGAACAUCAUGAGUAUCUUGACGGCGUUUGGGUUCAAGCAGUUUGCCAAGUUUUUGCCGAGUGAUGGGAUUGUGGAUCGCGAGUUGGUGGUGUCGCAUUUGGAACCAUUUGCCGCACGUCUGGACAUGGAAAUCAUCAACGCGCCUUCUCCAGUCAAGACUUCCCGUAACAACGACAACCUCUACGACGAAGGCAAACCCACAAAAUACAUCCACUUCAUCCUAAACCAACGCACCAUCCCCCUCCACCGCAGCUUCCCCAAGUGCGAAGAACGCGACGAUGGAUGGUGUGAACUCGACACUUUCCUAGAGGUUCAGAGCAAAAGUCUCGAAUUGUCGCAAUACGAUUGGGCUUGCAAUGGUGAUUAUCCUGCUGUGCCGUAUGGUAAUGUCACGGAUGGUGUGCCGGUGCAGGGUCCUUCUUGA
Molecule: messenger RNA, 1785 nt
Organism: Aureobasidium namibiae CBS 147.97
Lineage: Eukaryota; Fungi; Ascomycota; Dothideomycetes; Dothideales; Saccotheciaceae
Product: phosphoglycerate mutase-like protein
Exons: 5
Coding region: 1-1785 (594 amino acids)
Molecular function (GO): acid phosphatase activity
Source: RefSeq, a predicted model, not a curated record